Messenger RNA from Schistosoma intercalatum, 5927 nucleotides. NCBI's taxonomy places the organism in Eukaryota, Metazoa, Platyhelminthes, Trematoda, Strigeidida, Schistosomatidae. The record is from the annotation of a GenBank genome assembly.
AUGUUUACAAUAGUUCAUUCAAUCUUUUUAACAAGUAUAUUACAUUACUUUAUAAUAGCAGCUGAUGAAAGUCGACCAAACGACAAUCAUAAUAAGGAUGUAUAUAAUAGUAAUAGUAAUAAUAAUAAUAAUAAAUGUAUUAUUAUAGAAGAAAUCCUCAUUAGUACAUUUGUAUGUGAUUUAAUGUUUCUUUAUGAUCAUUAUACACCGAAAAAUAUAUCAAAGACUUCACUGAUAUUAAAUAUCUUAAAUGAAAAUCAAUAUUUUCAAAUUAUUGAUAAUCAUCAAUUAGUAACAAGAGGACGUAUUGAUCGUGAACAUUAUGUAUUUGAAAAAUUAUGCCAAAAUAUUCAAAAGAAUAAUAAUAUGCUAGUGAAUUUUGACGAGGAUUAUUCCUUAUUAAAUGAAGAUCUUACUGAUGAUCCAUCACAAAUCGACUGUACAAUUAUUUUAGAAUUUGCAUUAAUCAGUCAAAAUCGUACAUUUAAGCCAAUUUUAAUCAAUAUUCCUGUAAAUAUUCAAGAUAUUAACGAUAAUAUACCACGUUUUGAUCAAUAUACAAGUGGAUUAAAACUUGAAAUAAGUGAAGAUGUAUCAACAAUUGAUCAAUCUUAUGUAUCAUCUAUGUUGUCAUCAUUAUCAGUACCACAAUCAUCAGUGCCACCAUAUUGGAUGCCAUAUUUGACUACAGAAAGUCCCUUAAUUCACAAUAGCGGUAGUAGUAGUAGUAGUGGUGGUGGUAAAAAGCGUGAAAUAGCUAUUUUACCCUUGGCAAAAGAUUUCGAUUAUGGAUUAAAUGGUACUGUAGCUUAUAAAUUAGAGGGUCCGGAUGCUGAAUAUUUCGAAUUAUUAAACCAUACAACAGAUUCCCGAAUUUCUAACUCAUAUGAUUCUAAACCUAAAAACAUUAAAUCCCUACAUCUUAUAAGUCGUUUCACUUUAGAUCGUGAACGUAAAUCCGAGUAUCGAUUAAUCCUUUUAGCUUAUGAUCAAUCCGAACAGUCUAAAUUGCGUAAUACAGCUCAAUUACCAAUUAGCAUUUAUAUUAAAGAAGUGAAUGAAUAUGCACCAAAAUUCAAUUUCGGUAUUAAUAUUACUAAUCAACAAGGUAAUACUAUUCGACAACAACUAUUGAACACUGAUCACACAUUUAUUGGACAUUCUAAUCGAUUUCAUCCACAAGUACAAAUUAAAUCAUUUUCAUAUGAUUCCAAAUUGAUUGUAGGUGAACAACAAAACCAAGACCGGGUCGAAGAUAACAAUCAUAUUAAAUUAUCAGAUUCCAAUUAUUUAAUUCUUGGAUUACCUGAAGAUAUCAAUGUUGGGAGUCGAAUCUAUCGUGUACAAGCAAUUGAUUUCGAUUCAAUUGAUUUCUCUACGAUUAAUAAUCCAUACCAAUCUUAUCAAUCAACACAUCCUAGAAUUACUGUACACUAUUUUAUUGCACAAGAAACUGAUCUCGGGGUUAAACAUUAUUUCCGUUUAGGGAAAGAAGAUGGUUGGAUAAUAUUGAUACAACGAUUAGAUUAUGAAUCUGGUCCACGUAAUUAUAUAUUACCUAUUGUGGCAAUUGACUUUGGACGUCCACAGUUGAGUAGCACACUAACACUUACUAUACAAGUAUUAGAUGUCAAUGAUGAAGCUCCGAGUAUUACUAUACGUGGUAUUGAAUCGACUAAUAUACAUCAUAAUAAUAAUCAACGUACAAUUGGACAUUCAACAAUGGACAGUUUUAAUCCUACUCAUUUUCAAAUAUUAGCUGUAAGAGAAAAUUCUCCAAUUGGUACUUUUAUCGCAAAGGUAUCUGCUAGAGAUCGAGAUACAGGAGCUUCAGGAGAAGUGGAAUGUUACUUAAGUGAAGCAGAUAACUUUGGUCGAAAAACUCAGGAAUCUGGUAGUCCAUUUGAAUCGGAUUACUUAAAAAGUCUUCAAAAUUUUGCAUUACAUCAUGUUGAAGAUGAUUCAAUUCAUUCAGCCACUAUAUCAAACAACAUUGAACCAACAGUAUCAUCCAGUUAUAUUCAACACAAACAGUCCAGUGUAUUAGGACGUCAUGAUACUGAGUACAUACUUAUGACAAAGACAAUUUUAAACAGAGAAGUUAAAAAUUUCUAUUUUAUUUAUCUUACAUGCCAUGAUCAUGUUGAAAAAAAAUCUUACUUGAGUUAUUCUUUACAACCCAAUAACAAUAAUAAGCCUUCGUCAACUUCAACAAAACGUCUUUCUUCAACAAAAUUAUUAAAAAUCAAUAUUUUAGAUGAAAAUGACAAUGGACCACAAUUUGAUCGCCUACGUUAUGAAGUGAAAAUCUUAGAAAAUUCCAUUGAAAAUACUGAAUUAAUUAAAUUAAAUGCGAUUGAUAAAGAUGAAGAAAGUCAUAUAGGCUAUCGAUUUGUUCAAAUCACUGAUCAAUUUAUACAAAAUUAUACAAAUUUAAAUUUAAGCACAAUUUAUGCACAUUUUAAAAUUGAUUCAAGAUCUGGUAGAAUUAAAACAACGAAUAUACCAUUAGAUAGAGAAGUUAAAGAUUCAAUGAUAAUACCUGUUAUAGCAUAUGAUGAUGAAUUUCCAAGUAGAACAUCACAUACAUGGAUACAUGUGGAAAUAGAAGAUGUUAAUGAUAAUAUACCAAAAUUAACAGGGAAUACAACUUUUUGGAUAGAUGAAGAAGAUACAACUAUGGAACAUUUGAUCAAUGGUGGUAACCAUAAUCGAAGUAGUAGUAGUAGUAGUAGUAGUAGUAGUAGUAGUAGUACAACUUUAGAUAUAAGACAAUAUCAUUUAACAAAUCACCACAUAUUUAUUGGACGUUUGAAUGGUGAAGAUUAUGAUAUUGGAGAAAAUGGAAAAAUCAUCUUUAAAUUAGGCUAUGAAAAUCAAUAUAAUAUUAAUAGUCCAAAAUGGUUUUUACGUUCAGAUGGUAAUCUAUUUGUUCAAUCCAUUAGAAUGUACAAUGAUAGAAAUAUUGAUAAUAAUAAUUAUUAUUAUUAUUUAGAUCGUGAAAAAACACCUUUUUAUGAAAUACCAAUUAUAAUUAGUGAUUUAGGUAAAAAUCCUACUUUAUCUUCAACAGUAACCAUUACAAUUAGUUUAAGAGAUGUGAAUGAUAAUUCACCAAAAUUUUUAAAACCAUCAUAUAAUAAUAAUCAUAAUUUAAAUCUGAAUAUAAGUCAUAUUCAUGCUGAUCAUGAUCAUACUCGAUCAACUUUAAAUGAUCCCAAUUUGAAAACAUUAAAUAUACCAACUGAACGAAUUAAUAUAUACAAUAUAGAUAAUACAAAUCCUGGUACAUUAAUUUAUACAGUUCAUGCAAUUGAUUUAGAUGAUGGUGAUAAUGGUAAAAUUAUAUAUAAACUUGAAGCAUAUGAAGGUUAUUGGCAAUUAUCAUAUAAUUCAUAUCAAUCAUUCAAUAAUAUUAAUCAUCAUCAUAAUAAAUCAUUAAAUAAUUAUUUUAUUAUUGAUCAAAUUUCUGGUGAGAUACGAAUUAAUCAAUUAAUUACUAAUGAAAAUUUACAAAAAAUACCUAAAAGUUUAAUUAUUUUAGCUGAAGAUUGUGGGAUACCAUCAAGACGAAAUUAUGCCUUAUUAUAUAUUGAUUUUAUAAAUGAAAAACAAAAUAAACAAAUAAUGAACAAUAAUAAUCAUUAUCAUGAUAAUUCAUUAUUAAAUAUCAAUCAUAAAAACAUAAAAACUAACUUAGAUACUAUUGAUCAAUUAAUUAAUUCAUCAAUUGAUUUGAAUGAAUAUCAUAAAAAUCAAUAUAUGGGAUUUUAUUCAAAUAGGAAUAUCAAAAUCCAUAGUAACAAUAAUAAUCAUAAUCAUAAUAAUCCACAAUUGAAAUUAUUGGAUAGUGAUAAACAACAAAUAAAUCAUCAUCAUCAUCAUCAAUCAAAUUUAUUAUCUACAUCCAAAAUGAAAUAUACUCAAUCAAUGAAUAAAAAAUUAUCAUUCAAAUCACCAUCAUUAAUUCAAUUACAAAAUAAUCAACAAAAUGAUAAUGAUUUAGAAAGAUUAAUACCAAUUUAUGAAAAUUCUAUAAAUACUGAACCAAUGGAAAUCAUUAAUCCAUAUCAAAAUAGUACUGAAUUAAUUACUGGUUUAGGUAUUGGAUUAGUAAUUAUUAUUUUAGUAUGUUUAUUAUUAUUAAUAACUUAUGCUUUACAUGGUGUACAAACGAUUCGAUUAAAUAGAAAUGGACUUCAUAUUGAUCGUAAUAAGUUACAUAAUAAUACUAUGAAACAAUAUCAAUAUAAAAGUGAUAAAAGCAACAAUAACAAUCAUAACAUGAACAAUCAAAUCGAUGGGAAAAACAACGAUCAUACCAGUAAAUGGAAACAUUUCUGUAAUGUUAUACAAUUGGUCAUCAACCGUAAUCGUCCGUUGAAUAAUGAAACAAUGCCGAAAAGUAUUAAAACCGUGAACUCUUCAAAAUCAUAUGCAUUAAAUCAAGAUAAAAAUAAAUCAUAUAAUGUACUCGGUAUGACAAUGGAUAUACCAUUUUCUAAUGAUUGGGAAAGUGUUCAUAGUGAAUUUAAUCCAGCCAAUCCAAAUCAAAAACAGAUUAGUAAUGAUAAAAAGCUUAAUUAUGCUAACAAAACUAUGAAUCAUCAGUGUAUCUAUCCACAAAUAAGCACAUUUGUACCUGUAAUGAAUUCUGUUGAAAUGGAUACAAUGUGUAAACAUGAUACUUGUGAAAUUUCACCUAAUGAUACAAUUAAUACUGUUGGUAAUACAAUUACUACCAAACAUAAUCAACUUUUACAAACAAAUAUUUCACAAGAUGAAUCACAACUAGAAUUACAUAAUACUAGUGAUGGUAAUAGUAAUAAUAUUAAUAAUAAUGAACCUAACAGUAAUCGUUAUCCACGUAUUUAUACUGUUUGUACAGACGGUAUUCUACCAAUAUCAGAUUAUAUGACAUUAAAUCUUCCAGAUAAUCAUAGUCAUUAUGUUAAACAUUUGAUGCCGGCAAAUUGUCAUUUUUUAACAAAUAAUAUAGACUUUCAUAGAUCCAAUAUGACUGUACCAAAAGUUUCAUUUCCGCAUAAUGAUGAUAUUUAUCUUCAUCGUCAUCAUUAUCAUCAUCAUCAACAACAUCAUGAGCCAUUAAUGAAUACAUCAAAUGAAUUACAUAAUCAAUCUCUUCUUCUUACUCAAACUCCUGUAACCUAUUCUUCUUCAUCAUCAUCUUCAUUGAAUUAUUGUACUUCACCAGGACAAUAUUGUCGUAUACCAUCAACAAUAAAUAAUAGUAAGAAAUUAUCAAAUUCAUUAAAAAAUUGUACAAAACAACAUGUUAUGAUAAAUAUAUCAAAUGAUCAAAAUCAAAUAAAUAUUGUGAAAAGUACAGAACAAAUAAAUAAGAUGUUAAAUAAUAUAAAUCAACAAAAUAUUCCAGAGGAUUCUUUCAAGGCGAAUUCCUUGAAAUCGGGCAGUUUUGUAUAACAAUAAUAAUAAUAAUAAUAAGUACUAUUAUGAUUAUGAUUACUCUGUUAUUAUAGUUUUUCUCUGUGAACAUAUUCACUAUUGUUUUCCAUCAUUUUAAUCUAAUGUUAAAUCAUAUUCAUUAAAUUAAGUUAUUUAAGGUAAAAGAAAAAGAACAAACCAACAAACAACCGUUUAAAUAUUUCAAUAUUCAAUGUAUCAACAGGGUUUUUUAAUUGUUUUGUUUUAUUUACCUUCUUCUCCUAUUCGUCCUUCAUUAAGCACAAAAAAUAUGUUCUUUUAAAACACUUUCCUCAUUAUCUUUAAUAUAUCGAAUGGAAAUAUAUAUAUAUGUAUGUGUUUGUUUAUUUGUUCGCUGUUUUGUUUUUUUGAUCAUGGCAUUCAUAACGUUGUAUUAUUUAAAUGGUAAAAUUUUUGAAAUAGGUUUCUUUGUAAAUGGGAUUCUCAGCAAUAAUAUGAAUACUAUAACUUGUUUGUGUUUU